AUGGACCGCCUUCAGCCUCUACUGCUCGGUGCCGAUGCGCCGCCUACGGAAGGCCGCAGUCCCGCACGCUUCGGAGGCAAGAGCAUCGGGUUCGUGGCCUCCAUCGCCCUCACAGUCAACAACAUCUCCGGCGCUGGUAUGCUGUCCUUUCCGCAGAUGUUCCAGCGGGCAGGGCUGCUGCCCAGCCUCGCAGCGCUUGCCUUGGUCUGCGUGCUCUCCACUCUGUUUGCGACGAUGCUCUCCGACACGAUAGCUCGCGUUCCGGGCAACACGGGCUUUUCCCGCCGGAUCGAAUUCUCAGACCUCUUCCACAGGUUCAUCGGGCCUCGCACGGCCCUGCUGACGCAGGCGGUCUUUUACCUCAACCUGCUGUCGCAAAACCUCGCGGCGAUCGUGGCGUGCGCCCAGAUGUUUGACAGCUUCGCCGGCAGCUUCUACCCGGGAGCGACGUAUGCCGUGCGCGUGUCUCCGUCGCCCGUCUCGCUGGUCUCCUGGGAGCCGAGCGCCUGCAAAGGCCCGCACAGCGUGAGCAUGGGGCGGUGCGUGCCCUUUGCGGACGAGGGCGACGGCGCGAUGCUGGUCAGCGCGGGGUACGUGGCGACCACGCUCGUGCUGGCGCCGCUUGGCCUGAUGACGCUGGAGGAGAACAUGGCUCAGCAAAAGGUGUCCUUCGUCGCGCUGUUCACUCUGACGGCGCAGUUCCUGUUCACGUUCGCCACGAGCGGCUCGGGGCACGACGUCCCUUGGGUGGGCGAGUCGUGGAUCGACGCCGUCGGAGUCGUCAUCUUCAACUUUGCGUUUUGCGUCACGGUGCCGAGCUGGCUCAACGAGAAGGCGCCCUCGGUCAGCGUCAACCGCGUCUUCUGGACCGCGACGGUCACCUCCACGCUCCUCUACGCCGCCGUCGGCUACCUCGGCGCGCGUGCCUUUGCCGACGCGCCCGAGAACAUGCUCUCGAUGCUCCUGUCUCCGCGCGUGGGCCUGCCGACGAGGCUGUGCGCCACCCUCUUCGGCGUGCUCAUCGUCGGGCUCGGCGUGCCCAUCUUCUGCGUCAUGAUGCGGUACAACCUCGUCAACGGCGGGCUCUGCGGCGAGCCGUGGGCGCACGUCUGGUCGAGCGCCGUCCCGUUUGGAACCGCGUGGAUGCUCUACCAGGGCAACGUGAUGCUCAAGCUGCUGGCCUACUCGGGCAUCGUCCUGAACGGCUUCAUCGACUUCCUCAUGCCCGGGCUCGUGACGCUCGUCUCCCUCGGCGCUGCGCACCGCACCCUGCAGGCGGCCGCCGGCGAGGCACCGCACGCGCCCGUCCAGCCCCUGCCCGCGCGCCUGCUGCCCCACUACCGCAACAUCAUCCUGGGCAUGGACGCCUGUCUCGCCGUGCUCCUCCCGCUCGGCUUCUGGCUGCAGCUCCAGUCGGACCGCGCGGCCGAUGCAGACGGGCUUAGUUAA
Molecule: messenger RNA, 1449 nt
Organism: Emiliania huxleyi CCMP1516
Lineage: Eukaryota; Haptophyta; Isochrysidales; Noelaerhabdaceae
Gene: ACPT19
Product: amino acid/polyamine transporter II
Exons: 1
Coding region: 1-1449 (482 amino acids)
Source: RefSeq, a predicted model, not a curated record